AUGCAACUCCCUACAUUCGCUCUUCUUACAAGCAUGAUGCUUGCUACAGUCUCUGCUGUUAACUACAAGACAAACAGCGUCACCGCCGUCUGCGUAAACGGCAACACACUCUUCUGCAGCGCUGGCGAUGGCAACGGAGGCACCUGUGGGAAUAACAUACCGGAUGGGUUUGAUGAAACGGCUACCAAAGCCAACGAAGCUGUGUUCACACGCUGGUUUGGAGGUCUGAGGGGGGGGGACGAACAGGUUCCAUAG
Molecule: messenger RNA, 255 nt
Organism: Colletotrichum higginsianum IMI 349063
Lineage: Eukaryota; Fungi; Ascomycota; Sordariomycetes; Glomerellales; Glomerellaceae
Product: Short chain dehydrogenase
Exons: 2
Coding region: 1-255 (84 amino acids)
Source: RefSeq, a predicted model, not a curated record